This is a messenger RNA of Panicum virgatum (switchgrass), 1448 nucleotides long. Its product is annotated as E3 ubiquitin-protein ligase BIG BROTHER-like. The record is from RefSeq and is a predicted model, not a curated record. Gene Ontology annotation, molecular function: ubiquitin conjugating enzyme binding; ubiquitin-protein transferase activity. Bases 340 to 1092 code for a protein of 250 amino acids. The transcript is spliced from 8 exons. Gene Ontology annotation, biological process: negative regulation of organ growth; protein ubiquitination. NCBI's taxonomy places the organism in Eukaryota, Viridiplantae, Streptophyta, Magnoliopsida, Poales, Poaceae.
CACGCCGACGCGGCGGACAACGCCAAGCGGCCGCCCGGGUCCGGCGACAACUCCUAUCGGUCCGACAGGUGGGACCUUAAACUUACUCCUACUCAUCACUGCGGGGCCCGCGGCCGCACGCCGCCCCCUCUGGGCCGACGCCGGGUGGUGGCGGUCCACCAAGACCGUGUUGACGCGACGCCCCGCCACUGGACUGGAGGCGAGGCGGGCCACCACAAGGCAAAGCUGUGGACCGCGCCUCCUCACUCCUCGCUCGGCCGGCUCCGCCCUCGCCAAAUCGAUUCCGAUCUGUGCCCUGUGCAGCGAUCUCUCUGCUGCGCGCCGAAGGAGGUUGUGAGCAUGUACACGCGGCGCAACACAACUGGAAAGAAGGAUGCGGCUGUCUGUUAUAUGAAUGCCCCUCUACCGUACGCCAUUGAGGAGAAUCACGGUGGAUGCUUCUUUGAUGAUGACGAUGAUCUUGCACAAGUUCUUCAAGAUCAGGAAAUAUUGUAUCAAUUAUUUCAAGGAAAUAAUGGUAGCAGCUCAUCAAGAAAUCAUUCAAUUCCCAGUUCUAGCUAUGGUCAUAAUCGAACAUCAAAUGAACGAAAACCAUCAGGAGUUGUAAACUAUGACUAUGAGUUGCAACUGGCGGUUGAUGAAGCUUUAGCUAGAGAGUUGCAAGAAAUGGAGGGCCAACUAGCCAAAACGUCACUUAAUGACAACAAUGGAAGAAAGCCGACAUCCUCUUCAGCAUCUGAUAGAGGCAAUAGUUCUGCAAGCAGACCUCCUCAGGUAGUGGAGGAGGAUGGAAUUGAUCCUGAUAAUAUGACUUACGAGGAACUACAGCAGUUAGGGGAAGCUAUUGGUACUGAAAGCAAAGGGCUGCCUGAAAGUGUCAUAGCACUCUUACCGACCUCAACUUACAAAAUUAGGAUAUUCUCAAGAAACGAAAAACAUGAUGAGUGUGUGAUCUGUUGUAUGGCUUACAAGAACAGAGACAGGCUGACUCAAUUGCCCUGUGGACAUCAAUAUCAUCAAGCUUGUGUUGCCAAAUGGUUACAGAUCAACAAGGUAUGCCCUGUUUGCAAUAAGGAGGUUUUCGGCUCGUAAAAUGAGGAUUGCAGAUUCAUCUGAUGGCCAGCUCCAGCGAUCAUCUGAAUUGCCGUGGUUAGAUGCGCAUUACCCGUAUAAGCAUGCUGCAUGGUUGCUGAAAGGUAGCACACUGUAUUGCUUAAGGAUCCUACCGCCACCCAAACAAGUGAUGUCUCGAGGAAAAUCAAUAUGAUCUGUGUUUCUGAACUUGAGUCACUGGGACAUUCGGACUUGAUGUGACACUGCAGUCCAUUUUAUCAUCGCAUUGUGCAUAUUGGCCGGUUCAUUUCAGUCUCUUGGCUCCACCUCAUUCUUUAUUCUCUGGAAUGUUGCAACUUGGAUUGAAUCAUUAAUGGUACGAAAAUUUAGGCACC